AUGUCCACAAAUCAAGAUCCCAACGUCCAGCAAGUAAUGAUGUAUCAACAAGCAGGGUUUGCAGGCUAUCAAACGGGAAAUAAUAACGUAGGAACAUGGUCCCAACAGCAACCUCAAACCAUGUUUCCCAUAGCUUUCCAAGGCGAAGUUAGCUCUUACGGUGAAAAGAAUGCGUAUACUACUUAUAAUCCUAUGCAAUUCUGUGGAAAUAGUGGAGAGAGUGAUUAUUAUCGUUCCCAAUAUGCUACUGGAACCCCAUAUAGCCAUGCACAGCCAACUGCCCAGUGGAGCCAACAACCCGCUUAUCAAACUGCUACUGGUUAUGCUAGUCAGCAACCAAUUUUUGGAACUUAUGCUGCAGCUGAUCAGAGAGAAGCUACCCGAGGCCCUACUUUUAAUCCCGGUGCACCCCCUCCUAAUAUGAAUCGCCCUCCCCCUAUUCUUAAAAGAGAAAAUGGUGAUAAUACAUUUCACGCAAGUUUAUCUGUUUUGGAAAACCCUGCUCAAACCGCUGCAGCUUAUACUGCUAGUUGGGUGAGCAGUACCUCAAGCAUUCCACCUGAUCUCAAAGAUGAACCCGAGUAUGGUAAUCUCCCGAGAGAUGACAUGAAUGUUUUUGCUAACUUUUCAGAUCAGUUCAAUACAAUGACCAUUCAUGAUAGCUAUAAAACUCAUCGAGAUAUUGGGCAGUGGGAUAACAAACCCAAUCUGCAUUCCCAACAGUGGCCUGGUUUAGGGCAACAAGAUGAUGCAAGCCGUAACAAAAAACAUGAUAGAGAUCGACGACCCCGUGAAGAUGCUCGUGAGCUCACAUGGGAUGAGCGAUUAAGAAAAGCUCAAGUCCAUAAGGAACGUGUCGAACAAAAUGGCGAAAAAGUAGAACGUGAACGGUUUGAGCAAAUGGAUCGCAAUCGCGGAUCCCUUCGUGGUAGAGGAGGGCGUGCAGGAUUUAGAGGCAUUGAUAAUAGGGAUAAUCGAGCAAGAGAUGGCGAAAAUAAUCGUUUCUUGCCCAACAUUUUGCAUGAUUCCCAGAAUAGAGGCGGUUUUCGGGGGCGCGGAGCAAUGGCUAAUGGAAGGGGCGGAAAUGUAGGCCCCCCAAUAGGUCCUCCUCCAAUGAAUCCUGUUAUAUAUCAAGGUCAACCCUCCGUGCUAUUCCAAACCCGUGGAGCUCAGUUUGUUCAAGGACCUUCGCCACAUCCACCUCCUCAUCAUCUUGUGAAUGUUCCUCAAGACGAGAGAUUCAAGAAUACCUGGCUUGACGCUAAUGCCUACUAUCCCUACCCGGUUCCAUUUGCGCCUAUGCCUUACGGCAUGGAUCCCCGCUUUGCUCGGGGUCGUGGUUUCAGUGGUCCGCUGCGGGGCGGAAGAACAUUUGGCACUAGAAAUGGUAAAAAAGAUGAUGAAAGAAAACUUAAUAAUGAUGAAUCCUCCUUUGAAGAGCAUGAAAAAAGCCCUGAGAUGGUAAAAGAAGUCCCUGUAAUCGAAAAAGACAACGAUGAAUCAUCAAAAAAAGAGAAUGUUGAGACCUCUUCUUAA
Messenger RNA from Auanema sp. JU1783, 1536 nucleotides. The record is from the annotation of a GenBank genome assembly. Lineage: Eukaryota; Metazoa; Nematoda; Chromadorea; Rhabditida; Rhabditidae.